AGUGCAGGAACCUAUGUGUGUGUGUGUAAAAGUGUGUGAGGUGGACCAGAGGGGGAUGAAGGGGUGGAGGGGAGAGGAGGAGUGUGUCCACCCCUUUGUGCAUCACAGACUGGAGGACGGGGGCUCCUCCUCCUCCUGGUUUAAUUUUUUGCUCCGUCUCUGCCUCUCCCAUCCGGACCGACGAGGAAGCGCGGAGAGGUGUGCGCGGCUCGACCGAACGCAGACGAGAUGAAAGGGUGCCAGGUGAGGAGGAGACACAGGACUCUCCUCUUCACCCUCCCACCCCACCUCCCUCCCUCCCUCUGUGACGUGGUGUGUGUGUGUGUGUGUGUGUGUGUGUGUGUCAGUGUUUGCUGUGUGUGAGUGCGUGUGCGAGCGAAACAGGUUGGCGGUCCCUCAGCAGACUGUGAGGCUCCCCGGGACGAAGCAGCCCUCUCCAGACUGAGAUCUUUUCAUCUGAAGAACAAAUCGGAAAGAGGAGAUAAUCAACAACUGGGAGAAAGCUCGUGUGGACAUCAGCAGAACCCCACCUUACAGUCUGCAGGGGUCAGGGUCUCUACACCUUUUACUAUGAGAGAUACCACCGGCUGAGCUUCUCAURGACACCCUACGACAGGGGAGGAUGGGUGAUGGACCCGUGAAGUUCAGCGAACUCUCUCCUCGGUGUCCCAUCCUCUCAUGGAGCGUCCUGUCACCUGGCACAACACGUCUCUCUCAGCGUCUGCAGCCUUACAGCGUCCGAAUAUCUCUAACGUAAGCGUGUCUGUCAGAAACGCUCAGCKUGAGGUGGAUCUGAACCAGACUUUGGGGCUGUGUGUUAUGCUCAUCAUGGACGUUCUGGCGGUGGUAGGAAACCUGGCUGUGAUGGUUGUCAUCACGAAAACACCCCAGCUGCGUAAGUUCGCCUUCGUGUUCCACCUGUGUCUGGUGGACCUGCUGGCGGCGCUGCUGGUGAUGCCUCUGGGGAUGCUGUCGGACCGGGUCCUGGCCAACGAGACGCUGUGUCGGAGCUACCUCUGCCUGAGUGUUGGUCUGGUGAGCGCCACCAUCCUCACCAUCUGUGCCAUUAACGUGGAGCGCUACUACUACAUCGUCUAUCCCAUGAGGCAUGAGGUGAAGAUGACAGUGGGGGUGGUGGUCUUGGUACUGGUGGGAAUCUGGAUUAAAGCUGUUUUUAUGUCGGUACUGCCUCUGCUGGGUUGGCUGCUACAGGGGACCCCGAAUCUGGGUACUCCUGAAGUUCUGGUUCCUGAUCAGAGACACUGCUCCCUUCACUGGACAGGAGGCAGGACGACACGCCUGCUUUUUAUGGUCUUCUUUUCAAUAAUCUAUUUCCUGUGCCCUGUGCUGAUCAUUCUGGUGGUCUACUGCAGCAUGUUUAAGGUGGCCCGGGUAGCUGCCAUGCGGGARGGCCCAAACCCCACCUGGAUGGACACGCCGCGGCAACGCUCCGACUCUGUCAGCAGCCACUCCACCAUGGCAGCCAGCCUUGGGGGCACCGGCGCACGCUCGACCCCUCAAAGGAUUUUCUCUGGGGGGAAGGCCGCAGUGGUUCUGGUAGCAGUGGGCGGUCAGUUCUUCUGCUGUUGGCUGCCWUACUUCUCAUUCCAUCUCUACUCGGCUGUAGUGUCCUCCUCUCCGGCCUCACUGGCCCAGCUGGAGAACGUGGUCACAUGGAUCGGCUAUUUCUGCUUCACCUCCAACCCGUUCUUCUACGGCUGCCUGAACCGGCAAAUUCGAGAGGAGCUGGCCCGACACCUGGCUUGCCUUUUCAAGCGGGCUCGGCCCAGCGAAGGGGAGCAGCUGCCCAGCCGCGAGGCCUCCAUCGAGGAGAACUUUUUACAGUUCCUUCAGGGCACUGGAUGCAAUCUGGAGCCCUGCAACUCUCACAACAGAGCCAGCCCAGAGGAGCCAGAAACCGAGGGCCUUCAGGAAUCAGCUGUUGAGCAGAACUCAACAGCUGAUUUCCACAUCCCUGGGCAAAUCCUUGAGGAAACCGCAGAGUUCAUGCAGCAGCAACAUCUGAACAAUGAGCUUUGUGUAUCAGAGAACUGCUGCAAAACUGUACCAGAGAUGUAGCUGCCUCGAGUACCGUUUCUUUAGCCAUCUGAUGAUCCAAUAAAUGUUUAGUUUUAUUCACAUUUUUGAGUAUUCCUUGUUUAUGCUGCAACGUUAUUUUAAGAUAAAAAGAAAACUGUAAAAUAUAGUAUCUUCUUUGAAGAAUUAAAAGUAUAUAAACCAUUUUUUAAAGAGACAGAUAUGCGUGUCUUUUCAAUGCAGCAUUGUGUYUUUUGGAAGCCAUAUGUCGUCAGGCUGUUGGGCUCUGUCACAAAACAUUUCAUGUGUUGGUUACAGUUCAGCUGAAGUGACAAACUUUAUACAGACAWGAAGAGGCUCGGAAACUUUCCGAGGGCAAAUUUCAGGGAAAGCACAGUUUUCCACUCAGACUGAAAUCCUUAAUGCUGAAAAUUAAGCCCUGAUCAAGUUCAACAUCCAAAAUAGUUUCAUGUCAUUUACAUGAUCUCAAUCUUUAUUGGAUCAAUGCACAAUGUAGUUUAUUUUUCUGUUAAAUGUUACUAUCUGCUGUCAUUUUCUUUAAUGACUAAUCUGUUUUCAGUGUUUUACUCCUAAAACCACCAAGAAAUUAAUUAAAUACAUUCACCACUGGGAAAAGGGCACCACUCGGAAGCUUUCACAUGUAAAACAAAAAAAAAAAAAAACCCUAAUAAUAUAAUAAUAAAAAUAAAAUAAAAAGUGCUUCACAAUUUGAAAGAUUUAUUGCGUUGAACAAGAUCGUUUCACAGCUGCUGGUGCUGGUAUUUAUAAUAAACAGGCUGACAGUGUAUUUUUAACCAUUUUCCAGAAUGUUAUUAUCCUGUUAAUCUGRUCUUAGUCUUAUGAUUAUCACCUCCUCACCAAAAUGGGAGACUCGUGAUUUCAGCUCCUUCCACUCAAAGACGAACAUUGUCACWGUUUUAUUUUGUUUAACAGGGUUGAGAGACUUCAAAACCAGUGGCUGCAGAAUACUUUAACUAUUGGAAUUAAAAAGAAAACAAACUGGGCAUGAUCAAAUUUUGGACGAGCAGUGUCCAUUUACCCUGUGAUGUCUGGACCGUUUACACGUAAACACAGCAGCAGUGUGAGAGCUCUUGUGUUUGUGCAAUAAACAACCAGGCUUGUUGUGGCUACACACAGCGCACAMGUGUGACAGCGCUUAAAGCGCUCCCUCUGGCCUCUUUUAGCAACAAAUGGACGACUCUGGAGACACCUUUCUCCAAUCUCAGGUGGAACACAAACAGUUUUGCACAGAAGUCACAUGAGCAGUGGCCGACGUUCCAAAAACCACAACGGCACAAAUCUCGAACUAAAGACUCCAUUCUUUGGCUUUCCUUUUUUAAAAUCCUUGCCCUGUCUUGCUGUCUUCAUCAGUGUUGAACUGCCUCAUAAGGGACGGUUGGCAUGAUCACAAGACUCUCAACACAAGUCGUACAGGGAGGGUUGAGAGUUUGCUGGGAGUCAGAACAAAAAAAGGUCCUUUGUAAGGAGAGCACAUAACACUGAAUUUCCCUCCUGUAUGACCUUGUUGUAGAUUGUUUUUCCCCCCUUUCAGACAGUGAUGUUGUGCCAUCUUGUUUUAAAAUGUUCAUUUUGAGCAAUGAGCUACAGCGAGCACUGAGCCAGGUGAAAUCCCUGCUAAAGUCUUCAGUAUUCCACAGCAUGUCUAUGUGUUGCUUUAAUUUAUUAUUAUUGAUGUAAACUGCCUUGAUUUGUUACACCAGAGCGUUUGAAUCAAAGUUUCAUCUCCUUCGACAGCAGCGAAACUGCCCCGACUCAGCUCAUAAAAGUGUCUGUCACCCUCUGUCUAUUACAGACUGAGGAAUAAUCUGGUCUGAACGUGGAUGAUGUCUCCAACUUUCAGGAAUACUCUUGUGUAUUUUUAAACUAUAGUUUUUUUCCCACACAAUUUCCCUUUCUGUAUCUCGUUUUGUACAUAAGCUGAAAAGACUGUUAAUAUUCCUUUUUGUUUUCCCAAGUUUCUCCAUCAACAGAAAUAAUAAAAACAGUUUAAACUAU
Austrofundulus limnaeus is the source of this 4074-nucleotide messenger RNA. It is a transcript of the gene gpr61, whose product is annotated as G protein-coupled receptor 61. Gene Ontology annotation, cellular component: plasma membrane; signaling receptor complex; endosome. Gene Ontology annotation, molecular function: G protein-coupled receptor activity. Bases 679 to 2079 code for a protein of 466 amino acids. The transcript has 2 exons. Gene Ontology annotation, biological process: G protein-coupled receptor signaling pathway. The record is from RefSeq and is a predicted model, not a curated record. Lineage: Eukaryota; Metazoa; Chordata; Actinopteri; Cyprinodontiformes; Rivulidae.